Messenger RNA from Onychostoma macrolepis, 1561 nucleotides. RefSeq names its product trace amine-associated receptor 13c-like. The record is from RefSeq and is a predicted model, not a curated record. Gene Ontology annotation, biological process: G protein-coupled receptor signaling pathway. Gene Ontology annotation, cellular component: membrane. Lineage: Eukaryota; Metazoa; Chordata; Actinopteri; Cypriniformes; Cyprinidae. The coding region runs from base 389 to 1405 and encodes 338 amino acids. Gene Ontology annotation, molecular function: trace-amine receptor activity. The transcript has a single exon.
UGGUGCUAAGUUUCAUUACUGUCCUGAUGUGGUUGUAUUUUCAGAGCAUGGAUAGACCGUCUAAGAGGUGUUUACCCAGAAAUAAUUUAAAAACAUAUUUUAUUUAAUAUUCAUUCAGAGUGUGUUUGAAAGUAUAAUAUACGUUUUUUUUAUCCACACAAUGAAACAACAACUUAAGAAUUCACGCUUAAACAAUGUUAGAAUACAUUGGGUACCAAAAGCUUCUAUUGUGUGGCUAAACAAAUUAAUACAUACAAUAAAUAAUUAAAUAUCAUUAUGCAGCAUCAGAGUGGGCGGUAGAUGGCAUGGCUAAUUUGAUCUAGACACUGUAUAAAUGAAAGGACAGUAAGGAGAGCAGAAAAAAACCCUAACAGGAGGAGACUCAAUCAUGGCCUAUGAGACAGAGGAUCAUGAGACUCAAUACUGCUUUCCUGCCAUCAACUCAUCAUGUAUCAAGGGAAAACGCUCCAGGCAUGAAUACAAUAUCAUGUAUGUGUUUUUUUCAUUGCUGUCAGCAUGGACUGUGUUUCUGAAUCUGCUGGUGAUCAUCUCCAUCUCUCACUUCAAGAAGCUUCACACUCCAACCAACCUGAUCAUUCUCUCUCUGGCUGUGGCCGACAUGUUUGUUGGACUUAUUGUGAUACCCAUACAGGCCAUCAAACUGAUUGAGACAUGCUGGUACUUUGGAGACACUUUCUGUGGGCUGUUUUUGGCAAUAACAGGGCUGCUCCUCUCAGCGUCUCUAAAUAAUUUAAUUUUAAUUGCUGUUGAUCGUUAUGUGGCUGUGUGUCACCCUUUACUGUACCAACAAAAAAUUACUACAACUAAAACUCUAGUUAUCAUAUGUAUCUGCUGGUUGUGGUCUUCAGCAUACAAUAUAUCCUUCAUAACAGAUAACAGGUAUUUUGAUACAUCAAGCAGAACAUAUGGGUGUUAUGGAAAGUGUCCCUUUAUGGUUAAAUUUGCCUGGAGUAUAACUGAUCUGUUCUUGUCCUUCCUUUUUCCUUGUACUGUGAUUAUAAUUUUAUAUAUGAAGAUAUUUUAUGUUGCUCAUCAGCAAGUGAAAGUUAUAAACUCUCUGAUGAAGAGUGGUAAAUGUGUAACGGAGGGUUCAGUGAUGAGGAAAUCUGAAAGUAAAGCUGCUCUGACAUUAGGAAUCAUUGUGACAGUUUAUCUGUUUUGCUAUAUUCCAUACUAUAUCUUGUCUCUAACAGUGAAUACAAUAAUCUCUUUCAAAAUAGUAACACUGUUAUUAUGGACUUUUUAUAUUAACUCAGGUCUGAAUCCUCUUAUCUAUGCUUUAUUUUACCGCUGGUUUAAAGUUUCAGUUAAACACAUCUUAACUUGUAAAAUAUUUCAGACAGCAUCCUCUUUGGUGGACAUUUUAACAGAUUAUCAUACAUGAUUGGUGUAUGAUAAUGCACAAUAAAAUAUAUUUAAAAAAGGUAUUAUUGCAUACUAUUUUGAGUGUGCUUUUUUUUUUUUUUUCAUAUGUAAUACAUUUCAGUUGAACAUGUUUUAGCCAUAUUUUAAUGAGAAAAAAUUAAUUCCUUAGAGAUUC